Messenger RNA from Hemibagrus wyckioides, 3238 nucleotides. It is a transcript of the gene gas2l3, whose product is annotated as growth arrest-specific 2 like 3. The transcript is spliced from 9 exons. The record is from RefSeq and is a predicted model, not a curated record. Gene Ontology annotation, biological process: actin crosslink formation. The coding region runs from base 234 to 2177 and encodes 647 amino acids. Gene Ontology annotation, molecular function: microtubule binding; actin filament binding; cytoskeletal adaptor activity. Gene Ontology annotation, cellular component: actin filament. NCBI's taxonomy places the organism in Eukaryota, Metazoa, Chordata, Actinopteri, Siluriformes, Bagridae.
ACAAACGUUUUCCUGAAGAUGCCGAGCUGAAGAGUGUGUGUGGCUGUGUGGCUGUGUGUGUGUGAGAGAGAGAGAGAGAGGUGUAUAUGUGUCGCUGUAUAUAUAUAUGUAUAUAUAUCCACGCCCGAGAUUCUGUGGACUACAGGAACUGUGUGGCUCGGAUUUCACACAUAUUUUGAAAUUCCUGAUCUUAUAGCGCUGACCGGAGCAGUGAAGCGGUCUUCAUCGCAGCAAUGGCCGUGCAAGCUAGCCUGCAGGCUUGGUUUGGAGAGAAGUUCGAGUCCCCGGUGCAGACCCCACGCUCACCUCUCACUUCACGUCACGGCCCUGGCCUCACAGACGUUUUCCAGUAUGACCAGUGGCUUGCUGUUCGACACGAAGCUACACUUUUCCCCAUGCAGGAAGACCUUGCCAUCUGGCUCACAGACCUCCUCGGUGAAGAGAUCAAGGCAGAGCACUUCAUGGAGGAGUUGAAUAACGGUGUCAAGCUGUGUCGACUUGCUGAAAUCCUGCAGAGCAAAAUUCCCAAGGACUGUCUCCUGGACAAGAGUCGGAGGUUUCCUAUGAAGAAAGUGGCAUUUAAGAAAACUGCUUCUCCAGGAUCAUUUUUCGCCCGGGACAACACGGCGAACUUCCUGUCCUGGUGCCGUCAAAUCGGAGUAGAUGAGACGUAUUUGUUCGAGUCAGAAGGCUUGGUUCUACACAAGAACCCUCGGCAAGUGUGCCUGUGUUUGUUGGAGCUUGGACGCAUUAUCUCCAAGUACGGAGUUGAACCCCCCGUAUUGGUGAAGCUGGAGAAGGAGAUUGAGUUGGAAGAAUCUCUGCUGAUGGCAGGGGAUCCUGCUCCUCCCAUCAAAACCUUUACCGUAUGCUGCCAACAUGGAGGCCUCCAUCAUGCUGACUCUGACUCAGAUGACCCACCCUGUAAUUGCUCACAGAGGUUUUCUAUCGAGUAUCUGGCAGAGGGACGUUACAGGCUGGGCGAAAAGAUCCUCUUCAUUCGGAUGCUGCAUGGGAAGCAUGUGAUGGUGCGUGUGGGUGGGGGAUGGGACACACUAAAGGGUUUCCUGAUGAAGAAUGACCCUGAUCGCGUGCUCCAGUUCACCACUCUUGAGCAGAAGAUUCUGGCAUUUCAGAAAGGCCUGUCCGUCCCAGACUCGGUCCUCAGCACACAGACCACCCAGCCGCCCACCAUGGACCCUCUCGCUGCCGUCAACCUUCUCUCAUCCUCCUCAACCUCUUCCUCCUCAACUUCUGUGCCACCCAGCAAACCUAGCACACCCGCCUCUGGCUCAGUUACACCACGAGGCGUGGCCCAGUCUCCAGUCUGCACCCCCUCCCUUUUAAGGAAAGCAGCAGCUCCGAAAAAGAAACUUCAAAUGCCCAGUGUCUCGCCUAAGACAACUGCGCUCUCCUCUAACACUACAAAAAAGGUUCCUUUACUCAAACCUUCACCACCAGUUUCCCAGAAAUCGCCUGUUGUCCUCUCCGACCGGAAGCAGCGCCCACGUGGCGCUCCCUCUCAGCCACGUAGUCCCGUGUGCCCAGAGCCCACCUGCAAACAAGCCAAGCCGUCUUCCACCCCGGUCAGAAGCGCUUCUUCUCAGCGAGAUGGCCGGCCACCUCGAGCGCCUCAUCACACUCGUCUCGCCCCGAGACGCCCCUCCUCCCCCGCAGCCGCACGUCUGCAAAUGGACACAAAAAAGGGCCGCCCCAUUUCUCCUCGACCAGCAGGCUUAGCAAGGACUCCUAAAGUGACCAAGCCCUCGGUAGCAAAGGUUUCACAAGAGCCCAAACCUCCAGUGGCAAAAACACAGCGAGAGGUCAGACCCUCCCCAGUUAAUAACAAACCCAGAGUUCAAAUCUCAACUCCAUCUUCCCAAGUAUCUAAAGUUUCUCACCCCUCCAGGACCAAAAACCCAGGAGGAACAUCUGCUACAGGGACCAGAGCUCCACAGACUGCUCAGACACCCAGCACAAAAUCCACACACACUACAGACAAAAAAGCCCAAACCAACAGCAACAGUAGCAAUAGGCCUCUGAAAACGAACUCUGCUCAGGUCAGAACGGUUAAACCAACACCCAGUGCAGCCCAAAAGAAACCAACAAACCGAACUGUGGCCUCUAAAAAAACAGAGGAGCCCUACUUUGAGAUGAGCAGUAAGAAGAAGAGGUGAACAUGCUGGCUGCUAACUUGGAGUGUUGUUUGUUUUUUUUUUUUCCCCCCUCUCUUUGGUGGUGGUGGUGGAGGUGGUGGGUUUGACUUUUUUUUUUUUCCCUUGGUGGAGCACUUUACGGUACAGGCCCAAGGCAUCAGCCUCAUGCUAUAACAGUUUUUUAACAGCAAUAUUUCUUUUCACAGAUGUGUGUGUUUAAAAUGUUUUACAUGUUUUCUAAUUUAUUGUGUUUAUUUUUAUUCAUGCCAUAAGGGUCAUAUGCAGAAAAAAAGGGUCAAGAGAUAAAGGCUCUGGUCUAUUUUAAGCAUAAACACUAAAUAUCACUUAACCUCAUUGUUUAACAGCAGAGAAAGUCGCGUGUUCUUAGCAGCGUAACUUUUACUCUAACCCUGAAUCGCAGUAAUCAAGGCAUUAAUUGAAACUGAGUAACACAUUAGCAUUCUAGAUGAAAUGACGCAUGUUAUAGAUUUAUACUGUUUAUGGGAAUAUCAUGGAAUAUCAUGGAUCAUUUUUCGUUAUGAUAUUCAGGAACACAUCUAUGUAUUCAUAUGUAUUAAGAGCAAUAUUAAUUAACGAUUUAAUAGUUCAUUACCUGUCUGAGGUCCCUCUUAGAAGUAGUAAUUCUGUGCUAACUGGAAUUUUUUUUAGCAUGAUGGAAUAUAAUCUAAACACAGAAGGCUCUUGGUCAGCCAGUUGCUUAGGCUUUUUUUUUUUUUUUUGUAAAUUAGGACCUACCUCCAGAAGCGCAUAGAAAUGACCAUGUGUACUGCUGAUUUCAUGAAGCUCAUACUGAUCAAAAUUAAUGUCAGAAUUACUGUUUUUUCUUUUUUAAAUUAUUAAUUAUUUACAGCACAAGCCAAACCUGACUUUUUUUCCCCCCUUUCCUUUCCUUUCCUUUCUAUUUGUUGUCCUGUGUCCGGGUGUGAAUGUUUGAUUCUUUUGAUUUAUAUAUAUAUACAUUUUUACAGCACUUUACAAGGAUUAUUUUAAAAUGUAGACUCUUUAAUGUCCUGUAAAUUGUGAGUAUACAUUCUUUGUCUAAUAAAAAUAUCCUUCAGUAA